Messenger RNA from Talaromyces atroroseus, 3144 nucleotides. RefSeq lists its product as hypothetical. The coding region runs from base 1 to 3144 and encodes 1047 amino acids. Gene Ontology annotation, biological process: transcription elongation by RNA polymerase II; protein phosphorylation; positive regulation of transcription elongation by RNA polymerase II. NCBI's taxonomy places the organism in Eukaryota, Fungi, Ascomycota, Eurotiomycetes, Eurotiales, Trichocomaceae. Gene Ontology annotation, cellular component: nucleus; cyclin/CDK positive transcription elongation factor complex. Gene Ontology annotation, molecular function: ATP binding; cyclin-dependent protein serine/threonine kinase activity; cyclin binding. The transcript is spliced from 3 exons. The record is from RefSeq and is a predicted model, not a curated record.
AUGGCUGGAUCCCGAAGGAGUCCGGGGUUGAGAGACGAGUGGAGAAUUGCACAAGGGCCUCAAGACAAUAGUGCUCCUGGUCGUGACUUUGCGCGAGAUCGUGAUCGCGCCACUGAGCAAAGCAGAGGCAGGAAUAGACACCGCGGUAGACAUCGGCCUGGUGGUCCUGAUCAUCGUUCCAGAUCACCGCUAUCAUCACGUCUCGGUCCCCCAUCUGGAUACGAGGACCCAUCGAAACUCCGUGAACCAUCACCUAGAGCUUCGGUACCUUCUCGAGAGAUACCUCCGACUCACCGCGGGCCAUCACUUUCAUCUUCUCGUUCGUUCGCCACCAACCAAGACGUUCGACGAUUCCAAGAAACGAAUGGCCAACUGAUUGGAAAGUUGCCAGGGCAAGACGACGCAUUUGUUGAAAAUUCUUCACAAGGAGGCCGCAAUCGUUCUCCCCGCGGCCCACGUCGAGACCGCAAUCGCAAGACUCGCAACCCCGCGCGUCACGCUCGUGGGCAGUUAAACCAGCGAGGGAAGCCAUCGAAACGAGAACGUUAUCGGGAGAGAAAUUUCAAAGGACAACCAUAUGAGAGCAGGGAGCCUGAGAGAGCUAGAUUCCGUCGAGACUCUGGAGAUACGAUACACCGAUCAAUUAGUCCUGUCUCUGCAUACGGAGGCUAUAACGAGCGUGACCAAUCGCGUCAUUCGCCUGAUUCUAGGCGCUCACGGUCUCCGAUGCCAUUGUCGCCAAAUCGGGACGAUAGAAUGAGCUCGAAUAAAUUCCUUCAACCUGAAGCUGCAGACUUGGGGCGAUCCCCGUCUCCGUCUCGGUCGAUAUUUGCUCCAGAAGCUGAAGCCCGUGAUAGCUUCGAUAAAGCUUACGUGUCUGAAUCGUUUCCUAGGCGUGGGAUGACCAACGCCAAACAACAGUCGAACUCGCAAUAUCCUCCAUCACACCCACGUCUGGAAAGCAGACAGUAUACCCCCCCACAAUUCGUGGCAUCUAAUAGCUCAUAUCACGGCUCUCCAGAACCUGGAUCACCCCGUUCAAGCGGUAGGGGUGGCCGAAGCAGCCAUUCAGGGAACUUCUCGCGACACGGGAGUUUUUCGCCCCAUCAAGCACAUUCACAAGGAUUAUACCAUCAAAGUCAAGGCCCAAAUCCUAACACCAUGUCCAUGACCCACACAAGCACUCCGCAACGUGGAGGCUAUCAUCGUGGCGGCUAUCAGGAUCGUCGAUUUCCCAAUCAUAGCCCUCCUAGCUUCAAUAGACCAGGCUCUCAUCGUGGCAGAGGUCAUUUCAAUAACCUGCAAUGGGUUGCAUCGGGACCCGGAAAUCGAUUAGAGCAGCAGGGCUCACCUAUUUCACAUAAUCGUUCUGGUUCGAAUACACCACAAUAUCAACAUUCUCAGUCGAACGAAGAACUGCCAUUCGGGGGUCAUCAAGAUGAUGUCCCUAGGUUCUCAGGAAAUGUGCAUAUGGCUGAUUCUCAAUCUAAACCAAAUUCAGAGAAUGGAGACGUUCAAAAGAUGCCUCCGCCUACGCGAGAGCCUACUAGUACAUUGACCACACCAGCCAAAGAAGGGGGCAAAUUUAGCUUUGCCUUCAAAUCGAAAGCAAACCUUGCACCUCCCCCAAAGCCUGUCCCAGAUUUAGCUCAGAGAAUGCAAGUCCGUGAACCGCCUCGAGCCCCAGGACUGUCUUCACGGGCGCCGGAGCCGUCACCUCGCAAUAGAUUGUCUGGACCACCGCCACCGCCGAACUAUAAACAAGAUUAUAGACCCGACCGGAAAGACCGAGACCGGGAGUUUCACCGUGGACGAGGAGGCAGGGAUGACAGGCGGGAUUUCCAUCCUAGAAACCCGCGCGACCAGCGAAGAGAAGACCGCCGUUUCGAUCCUCGCGAAGCUCGACGUCGCGAUGAUCAUCGACCUAACUUUAAAUAUGAGCGUCGGCGGGACAGAUCUCCCGAGCCCAAGAGACAACAGAGGAUCAUCAAGCGUCUUAAGCCUCGACCGGUAUUACCAGAGGAAUUUCGAAAUUCCGACUCGGUAUAUUAUCGCAAACCUGGGGAUGAAUCUGUCAUCGGUGCUGGAACAUACGGAAAAGUUUUUAAGGCAAUACAUAUAUAUACGCAGGACAAAGUCGCUCUGAAGAGAAUUCGAAUGGAAGGAGAAAAGGAUGGAUUUCCUGUAACCGCAGUGCGUGAGAUCAAGUUACUACAACACUUGCGACAUGAUAAUAUCGUCAGCUUGCUUGAGGUGAUGGUGGAAAAGAACGAAUGUUUCAUGGUGUUUGAGUAUUUGUCGCAUGAUCUGACUGGAUUGAUUAAUCAUCCUACUUUUACGCUAACAGAGUCGCACAAGAAAGACCUUGCAAAGCAAAUGUUUGGGGGUCUUCAAUAUCUUCAUCAUCGUGGUGUACUCCACAGGGAUAUCAAAGCUGCCAACAUACUGAUCAGCAAUCGCGGUCUGUUGAAAUAUGCGGACUUUGGAUUGGCGCGUUUCUUCUCCAAGAGCCAUCAGCUAGACUAUACAAACCGUGUUAUCACAAUAUGGUAUCGACCUCCCGAGCUACUCCUUGGGGAUACCCGCUAUGGACCUGCUGUCGACAUUUGGAGCGCCGCGUGUGUAUUCAUGGAGAUGUUCACAAAGAAAGCAAUAUUUCCAGGAGACGGCAAAGAACUCAGCCAACUCAAUAAACUCUAUGGCUCUCUGGGAACACCAACGCGAACCGACUGGCCCGGGAUUGUAGACAUGCCUUGGGUUGAAUUGAUGGGUCCCACGGAGAGGAAGAAAAGGGUUUUUGAGGAUACCUAUCGAGACUUUAUCAGUCCGGGCGCACUCGAUUUGGUGUGCCAAAUCUUUCAGUAUGACCCUGCAAAACGGCCAACGGCAGACGAGGUGCUCGCCCACCCUUAUUUCACAGCUGAAGAGCCAGGCCCUCAACAGGCUACUGAGCUCGAGAACAUUGAGGGUGACUGGCACGAGUUCGAGUCGAAAGCACUACGCAGGGAGCGAGAUAGAGAGGCUCGAAGAGACAGGGAAAAGGAAAAGGAAAAGCGAAGAGCGAGCACUGGACCUCCUCAAGAGGCAGAACGGGAUCGCAAACGGCAACGACAAGGAGGCGAUGUUGCCCAAAACCAUGAAUGA